Messenger RNA from Acanthamoeba castellanii str. Neff, 3168 nucleotides. Its product is annotated as tetratricopeptide repeat domain containing protein. The coding region runs from base 1 to 3168 and encodes 1055 amino acids. Lineage: Eukaryota; Discosea; Longamoebia; Acanthamoebidae. Gene Ontology annotation, cellular component: cytoplasm. The transcript is spliced from 18 exons. Gene Ontology annotation, molecular function: mRNA binding; protein binding. The record is from RefSeq and is a predicted model, not a curated record. Gene Ontology annotation, biological process: intracellular distribution of mitochondria.
AUGAGCGAAUUCAUGCCGACUGGUGCCGACGAUCACUCGCGCCUGGUGGCCCUCAUGACGGGAAUCUUGGUCCUCACGGCAGGCAUGGGGGGAGCCUUAAUCUUCAUUGGCAUGAUUUGCAUCAAGAAAAAGGUGAAGAAGUAUGCUCGGCGUCGCCUGCUUCGACGCGACAGCGCUAGCCGCCUGUCCUUCUCCACCCCCUCUCCAUCGAUCGAAGAAUUGGGCGAUGAGAUGUGGACCCCUCUUCCCGAGGACGCGCUCAAGCGGCGUCGUGUCGAUGUCAUUCUUCAGCCCGUGCACACCGAGCACGACGAAACCACGUCGAACGGCACGAAUGGCUUCGUGCCAACCCCUGAAGACGAAGAUGGCGAUGUAGGCGAAGAGCUGCACGCCGAAGACGACGCGAAUGCGACGCUGGAUGAGGAAGAGCACGAAGGAGGAGGCGACGAGGACGAGGACAGGUCGGCCUACCGUCUGUGCUACAACGACCUCGACAUGUAUCGGUCGGACGAGGACCAGACCGCCGACGAGGGCUCAGGCUACCUGGACGAAGAGGAGGGCUACAUGCACGAGCUCGAGCAGUGGAGCGAGGACUUCCUCCUCUCCGAGAUGGGCGGCUCCUCUUCCACCUCCGACCUGCACCGCCUCACGCAGCCCCUUCCCCCUGGUGCGCCGACGAACGACACAUUGGAGGAGGGAGGAGCUCCACGCGUGGAGACUCAGUAUCGGUUCGGCGAGCCAGCGGGAGGACCCUCGCAGGAGGACGAGGGCAUGGAACGAGCGUUUCAGACGACGGUGGAGAAGCUGCGCGGGUUCGACCUGCACACGCCGCUGGACGAGCGGUACAACACCAACAGGGCGCUCAUCCAUUUGGCGCAGGACUUCAUUUACUCCUCCUGCAGUUAUGGGCGAAUCAUCAUCUCUGAGGCAUUCGUGCCUGAUCACAUGAAGACCAUCAAACCGACAGCCAUGGGCGGCAUUGUGGGCGGUGACAAGUACAUUGUCAACAACAUCUUGUUCAAGUUCGCUGUCGAUUCGCACGGGCUCUACGGGUCGGACUACGCUGCAUCGAAAGUAGCAGGACACGAGCUGAAGGGACUGCUCGCCUACUUCAACCUGGGCAUCCGCGACCUUUGUCUGCCACUCAUGGCGCUUAUCGACUACCGAGGGUUCCGUUUGCUGGCCAUGUCCAUCCUGCCGAUCAAAAAGUCGACCAUCGUGUACGGUUCCAAUGACUACGGCCAUACCAUGCACGCUGAGAACAAGAAGCUGGGCGCCAAGAUGCGCAUCGCUGCGAGAAAGCUCAACAUCAAGCCCCAUCGCUGCGGCGUCUCCAAGGCCCACAGUCAAGUUCUCCCCUCGCCUGCCGACCUCGAGGGCCACGUGGGUGGCGACAACCGCACGUAUUUACUGGACUUUUCUCGCGUGAUGCCGCCCGAGUUCCCCAAGCCUGGUAUCAAAAUGGCACACCUCUUCCGGUUGCUGCGCCCGGAGUAUGUGCGAACGUUCCCCAAGCCACUGUGCAGUGACGCAUUCAGUGGGUUCAUCCGCAUGCACAAUCCGGAACAGCACAACGCCGAGUUGGAAGAGGCAACCAGGAAUCUGAUCACCAACGUUGUGCCAAAUUUUGCACCCGAGUUGGCCAAGCUAAUCGCUGAGGCAAAGAGAAAGGGCGACUUGGAGAAUUUUAGGCUCACUGAGGCUGUACAUAGUCGAGGCAUCAACAUUCGACACCUCGGCAUUCUCAGGAGCCAUAUGGUGGACCAAGACGGCCGCACGCUGCUGUUUGUAGAGAUGUGCGCUCGCGUUGUAAAGAACAACCUCCGGCUUCGCCUGAGGGAGAGAAUGAGGAAACUGAAGCUGCCGUUGGAGGAGCCCUACCAUCGGUUGGUGAUCGAUUACAUGAAUCUCGUUAUCGGCCACAACGAUCAAUCCGAGGAGUACUGGGCCAAGAAUCUGAAGACCUCCCUCGUAAGAAAAUUCGAGGGAGCGCUCAAUGCGGAAGAGGCGGAGGACGAUUACGCGCUCAAGUGCGUGCUCGACUACUUCUCCGACAACUCGAUGGAUGGGAAGCUGUUGCUGUUCAACAGAAUCCAGAAGAUCUGCGGACUCAAGUUCACCCAUCGAGUCAACGAAGAGUUCUCCAAGCACAAGAACUGCUGGGUCGCCCGAGGAGAGCAGCCCUUGGACGAUACGGAUUUGGAGGAGAUCGGGCUACGCGUGAAGCACAUGAACAUCAUCUCCUACGCCCAGGGCCACUGUCUGCACCUUAAAGGUAACAUGGCGUGGAACAACAAUCCUAUCAACGCCCAGCGGUUCUUCAACAUGGCCAUGGAGAAAUACGAAGAGGCGCUAAGCAGCGCGCCUUGGUCGAGCGACAUAUUGGUCAACUGCGCCGAGAUUGCCACCAAGUUCUUGGAGGGCGAAGAGAAGAACUUGGCCAACUUGAAUUUUUCCAUCAACCACCCCAAGGCGCAAGAGGCAAACAACUAUUUUUUGCGGGCGAUACAGAGCAACACCCACGACAGCUACGCCAUCUUCCAGUACGCCCAGUUCCUGGAUCGCUGCGGCCUCAUCAAGAAGGCCGAAGAGUUUUAUCUCCGAUCGCUCGAGAUCAAUCCCAACAACGCGGCGUGCUUGCAGGAGUACGGUAACUUCCUGGCCCUUCGUAAGAAGGACGAGAGCGGAGCCGAAAAGUUCUUCCUUCGCUCUUCGCAGUGUACACAGCAGCGCAUUGCACCGAGCCUCUCAAGAUAUGGCUCGAGGAGAGACUUCCAAGACCUGAGCCAGCUGUCGGUGUCGGACUUCAGACAGCGAGCCCGAAACGAAAUCAACCUUUCCUCUUCGCCCACGCUCAAGCUCACGUCGGACGAGAUCAAGAAGGACCAGCGUUCGCCCACGCCCGACGGCACCCGGCGGCACCAACGCACGCGUUCGCUGGUCAGUCGAACGCUGAUCGGCGCCAGCGAGGGACCCGACGAGAUGGAGAACAUGAUGGACGGCAACCACAGCCCGCAGCAGAGCGCCAGCAGCGUGAGCACCCGGGUCACCCUGCAUCAGCAAGUCGUCUCCGCCGCCGCAGCCGCCGUGGUGGCCACCACCACGCCCACCGCCAAGGUGCGCACUGCCGAGACAGCCAAGGCCAAGGAGGAGCUCCUCCACGCGUGA